Molecule: messenger RNA, 1034 nt
Organism: Megalops cyprinoides (Indo-Pacific tarpon)
Lineage: Eukaryota; Metazoa; Chordata; Actinopteri; Elopiformes; Megalopidae
Product: apoptosis regulator Bcl-2-like
Exons: 1
Coding region: 293-997 (234 amino acids)
Biological process (GO): negative regulation of intrinsic apoptotic signaling pathway; intrinsic apoptotic signaling pathway in response to DNA damage; extrinsic apoptotic signaling pathway in absence of ligand
Cellular component (GO): mitochondrial outer membrane
Molecular function (GO): protein homodimerization activity; protein heterodimerization activity
Source: RefSeq, a predicted model, not a curated record
UCAAUAUUUGCCAAUUAAAAUAGAAAAGGCAGCUUCUCUGCGCUAUUUACAUCAAGAAAAUAGUGUUCCAUGCACUGACGUGCUCCCUCUUGAAGGUCAGCAAUAAGAAAAGGCAGUUUAACGAUACAUGUCUAAUUGCUGCUUAUUGAAAAUACUUCAGCGAAUACAUCGGUUGGCUAUCAACACCCAUAUUCGGAAUUGUUCAAACUGAAAACGUAACUCGUGGACAUGCAUUUUGUGUGAGAUUCUUGGUACAGCGCCGAGGCUUUGUCGAACCUUUCCUAAGAUCGUAAUGGCAAACGAGAGCCCCUACGACAACCGGAAUAUAGUGGAAAAAUACAUCUACCACAAACUGUUAAAAAAGGGGUACGUGUGGGAAUUCCACGCGGCCAGAGAAAGCGAUUCCCCGAAUAAUGGAUUAAUGGACAUCUCCCCCUCCGACUCUCAAGUUUUGACACGGCGACCCCAGGCAGGCACGGCGGGAGAGGACGCUUCUCCCUACCCCGGCCGAACCGCGCAGCCGGACCCGCACGCUGCCCUCCACCGCGUUUUGCGCGAGGCGGGGGACGAAAUCGAAAGGAUGUACCAACGGGACUUCGCAGAAAUGUCGAACCAGUUGCAUUUCACGCCCAGCACGGCGCAGCGCAGGUUCACUGCGGUCAUAGAGGAGCUCUUCAGCGACGGCGUGAACUGGGGUCGGAUCGUGGCGUUUUUCGAGUUCGGGGGUACCAUGUGCGUGGAGAGCGUGAACCGCGAGAUGACGUCCCAGGUCGACAACAUUGCACACUGGAUGACAGACUAUCUAAACGGGCCGCUGCAGAACUGGAUCCAGGAGAAUGGUGGCUGGGUAUGUCUUCCUUGUCAUUUCGCAUUGUCGCUUUCGUCACGUUAUGCAGAGUGCCAGCAUACAGUGAAGUAUUGUUGUCUCUGCCAGGCGAGCGCAGUAUGGGAAGUCAUUAAAGUCAAUGACAUCAGAGCUCAGAAUUCCCCCAUUUAAAGGUCAGGUGCUUUGCCUAGUAUUUUCCACCAAUGGC